UGAAUUUCUGUGCUGGGCACAUGAUACAAUAAAAAGGUGGUAACCCUAGUGUUGUUCUACAUUAGCAUAUAUGUACAUCAAGAUAAAGCAUGGAAAGCAUAACAGAUAAUAUUGCUUGUUUUGUAUCUCAGUUAUACUUGGAGAUCAACACAGCAACAGCUGCCUGGUACUAUAGCCAUAUGUCAUCCCAUCAAUUAAUUACUCCCAACAACAUUGAUUUUUUAUUAGUACAUACUUCAGAUAAUACCCUACCCCUCUCCUUCCCAUUUAAUUCCCUCAGCUUUUGAUUUGUGACCUAUACCGGUGCUGUGAUGCAUCGAUUGGUCUCGUCGCUGAUGGAUUAAGCUACCAAUAUAGCACACAGCAAGUUUGCAGAGAGCUGAGAGAGAGGGAGAGGGAAAAGCCCUGCCCAGAACUGAAUGCAAGAGAGCAGCCGCUGCCGUCCUAACCUGCAUGGUUUCAGCCAGCCAGCCAGCCAGCAGCUGCCACUGUCUUGAGGGUAAGCAGGACUCCCUUCUGCAAGAUUUCUUCUCCACUAGAGGAGGGAGGCAGCUACAUUGGAGUUGCUGGAGAGAGCCUUCCUUGCCCCAAACUUGCUCACCAGAACUGAACAUUUCAAGGAUCUUUGCAGUUGGUGGCACAGUUGCAAUACCAAGGAAGAGAUGAACUGAAGAUUAAACAUGUAUGGGAAUUAUCCACACUUCAUCAAGUUUCCCACAGGCUUUGGGAAUUCUCCAGUUCCCACCAAUUCUGCACCUACAAAUCUGGCACCAGCUUCUGCAGGGAAUUCCAUAGAUGGUCAGCCCAACUACCUUGAGGUUCCCCUCAGUGCUUCGAGGACUCUUUCCUCCCCAAUGAACUCAGUUGGGUCUGCUAAUGCCCUGGGCUCUCCAUAUAGGGUCAUUGCAUCCUCUGUUGGAUCACAUUCUGUUCCUUUGGCUUCACCACCAGGCAUGAAUUUUGCUACACAUACCAGCCCACAGCUCAAUGUCAUGAACAGUGUUAGCAGCUCUGAAGAUGUGAAGCCCCUGCCAGGCCUGCAAGGGAUGGGGGCCAUGAAUUAUGCAUCCACAAGCCCAGGAUCCCUGACCAAGCACAUCUGUGCCAUUUGCGGGGACCGCUCAUCAGGGAAGCACUAUGGAGUAUAUAGCUGUGAAGGCUGCAAAGGCUUCUUCAAGCGAACCAUAAGGAAAGACCUCAUCUACACAUGCCGUGAUAACAAAGACUGCCUGAUUGACAAGCGCCAGCGGAAUCGUUGCCAAUAUUGUCGCUAUCAGAAAUGCCUAGCAAUGGGCAUGAAGCGAGAAGCAGUUCAAGAGGAGAGGCAGAGGAGCAGAGAACGGAGCGAGAAUGAAGCCGAGUCCCCCACCACUAGCAAUGGUGGUAAUGAAGAUAUGCCUGUGGAGAGGAUCUUAGAAGCUGAAAUGGCUGUUGAACCCAAAACGGAGUCAUAUGGUGACGUGAGUGCCGACAACUCGACCAAUGACCCUGUCACUAAUAUCUGCCAUGCUGCUGACAAGCAGCUUUUCACAUUGGUGGAAUGGGCCAAGCGGAUCCCACACUUCUCGGACUUGACAUUGGAAGACCAGGUCAUCCUUCUCCGAGCAGGGUGGAAUGAGCUGCUGAUUGCCUCUUUCUCCCAUCGCUCUGUCUCUGUGCAGGAUGGUAUCCUGCUGGCCACUGGCUUACACGUGCACCGGAGCAGUGCGCACAGCGCUGGGGUGGGCUCCAUUUUUGACAGAGUCUUAACUGAGCUGGUGUCCAAAAUGAAAGACAUGCAGAUGGACAAAUCUGAGCUAGGGUGCCUACGAGCCAUUGUCUUGUUCAAUCCAGAUGCCAAGGGCCUGUCCAGUCCUGCAGAAGUGGAAUCAUUACGUGAGAAAGUUUAUGCUGCUCUGGAGGCUUACACCAAACAGAAAUAUCCCGAGCAACCUGGAAGGUUUGCCAAGCUCCUCCUGAGACUGCCUGCCCUGCGAUCAAUUGGUCUGAAAUGCCUGGAGCAUCUCUUCUUCUUCAAGCUGAUUGGUGACACCCCCAUCGACACCUUCCUCAUGGAGAUGCUGGAGACACCACUGCAGAUCACUUGACCCUGACUGGAGGAUGCUGAACAGGUUGAGGUGGAGAGGAGGAGUGAAACAAAUGGAUGAAUGGUGCUGAUUGUUUCCAUUUAAGAUGUUGUGGUCCCAGUUUGCUUGUGCUCGUUUCCGUUCUCCUACCCUUCAGUGUGGGGUGUAAUAGGGGAAUGGGGACAUCUUUAUGAACGUUGAUCUUUUCAAAGGUGGAAUUUUGUCCAGAGGCAUACUUGCUACUUUAGCCCUGGCUGGCAGCUGGGUGGGACAGGAUGUCCUGUAGGUUGUCAAUAACAAACUUUGCCACCUGUACAAAUAAUGGAGUUUAAAUUAUUUUUUCACUUCCAAUAAAAUGAGAAAUAAAAUAAUAUAUCAUUGUUGGUGUUGAA
Molecule: messenger RNA, 2458 nt
Organism: Hemicordylus capensis (graceful crag lizard)
Lineage: Eukaryota; Metazoa; Chordata; Lepidosauria; Squamata; Cordylidae
Gene: RXRG
Product: retinoid X receptor gamma
Exons: 10
Coding region: 681-2087 (468 amino acids)
Biological process (GO): positive regulation of transcription by RNA polymerase II; anatomical structure development; response to retinoic acid
Cellular component (GO): RNA polymerase II transcription regulator complex; nucleus
Molecular function (GO): nuclear steroid receptor activity; nuclear receptor activity; retinoic acid-responsive element binding
Source: RefSeq, a predicted model, not a curated record